Trichomonas vaginalis G3 is the source of this 789-nucleotide messenger RNA. RefSeq lists its product as uncharacterized. Bases 1 to 789 code for a protein of 262 amino acids. The transcript has a single exon. The record is from RefSeq and is a predicted model, not a curated record. NCBI's taxonomy places the organism in Eukaryota, Parabasalia, Trichomonadida, Trichomonadidae.
AUGCGUUCUGAGGUCAAAGUUCACUCAAACGAAUCACUAAAUUUCCUUCUGGUUGGAAAUUGCCCUAUAAUUACAUCCAGAAGGCCUGCUCUUGACAGUACAUCAAAGAAAAAGCUUGAGCCUGCUUUCGAUUUAACAGGUUUUCCACCUCCAAUUACAAAUAUGAAGAGCAUUAGGCCAAAAACAACAAUGGCUCUCGCUCGUCAUAGAGUAAAGAAAGAACCUCUUUCAACAGCUAAAUACGCUGCAAUUCAUAAUGAAGAAACAUUUUUGAAAAAUAUGGAAAACAACCUAAAUAUUUAUGCAGAUAAUCACCAAAGAAAGAUUGCUCAAAUACAUCAUGAUUGGGAAGAACGAUACAUGACCCCAUUUAACGAUCGUCUCAAGAGUAGACUAUCUGGUCAAGUUUACGAUAAUUACAAGCUUGAGCAAACAAGAAAUAUGAAUACCCCUUCUGAUACAAGGUCAUUCAGUACUCUUUCUUACGAUAAGCCGAUAAAUGUCCCCACAUUACGCGUUUCGGUUAGUGGUCUUAGAGAUAGAGUUCAUAAUUCCACAAUGCAUGUUGAAAAAGAAAGGCAAUUAACCGAAAUUGUUAACAGUUUGUCUUCUGAAGGAAAAGUUGCACCAAAGCCGAUGAAAGCUAUUCGCCCUCCAGAAGAAGUUGUGGCUCAGCUUUCUCAUACGAGAUUUUACGAUGGUGAUGGAACAUGCAACAAAAACGGAAGAAGAACAUUCAAGCAACAAUUUUCUUCUUCUCUCAAUAGAGAUUUUAAUUAUUUCGAUUGA